Molecule: messenger RNA, 1637 nt
Organism: Cuscuta campestris
Lineage: Eukaryota; Viridiplantae; Streptophyta; Magnoliopsida; Solanales; Convolvulaceae
Source: the annotation of a GenBank genome assembly
CUGAGAUCGGGAUUGUUACAAUGUAAAAUCUCAGACCGAACUAAUAUAUUUUGUACUGUAUCAAUACGAACUAAACACCUUGCCAUUCACAAUACCAAAACUUUUUUAUGUGCACUGAUAAAUUUUUUGAAAAUACUCUCUCUAUUCCUCUUCUUCUCUCUAGUUUUACUCUAUACUGCUCAAAAAUCUAUCCUCAUCUAAAAGCAGAGGAAAUUCACACGCUGAUGGCAAGAAUUGGAUGUCAUUCCAUUAAAUGCCUCAUACGAGCUCCGGAAUCGCCGCCUCAGUUAUGGCGGUGCUCUCUCAGUCCUCGCGUCGUGACCUCCGCAGUCCGAGCGUUUUCGGCGGCCAUGUCUCCGCCGUCAAAGGCCAUUGUCUACGAUCACCAAGGCCCUCCGGAUUCUGUCACCAGAAUGGCUGAGCUUCCGCCUGUUGAAAUAAAAGACAAUGAAGUAUGCGUUCGAAUGCUUGCAGCUCCCAUUAAUCCCUCGGAUAUUAACAGAAUAGAAGGAGUGUAUCCUGUCCGGCCAACACUACCAGCGGUUGGAGGAUAUGAAGGAGUUGGAGAGGUACAUGCUAUAGGUGCUGCAGUGAAGUCUCUUUCCCCCCGAGAUUGGGUUAUUGCCUUUCCUCCAACUUCAGGUACAUGGCAGACUUAUGUUGUAAAAGAUCAAAGUCUCUGGUACAAAAUUGACAAGAACACACCGAUGGAAUAUGCUGCCACUGUAAUUGUCAAUCCAUUGACGGCAUUGAGAAUGCUUGAGGACUUUGUGGCUUUAAAAUCAGGUGAUUCUAUUGUGCAAAAUGGCGCCACAAGUAUUGUGGGACAAUGUGUUAUUCAACUUGCUCGAGUUCGAGGCAUUCGCAGUCUUAACAUCAUUCGAGAUAGGGCCGAAUCAGACGAAGCAAGAGAAAAACUUAUAAAACUUGGUGCUGAUGAAGUAUUCACCGAGAGCCAACUUGAUGUGAAAAAUGUCAAAACUCUUCUGGGCAGUAUACCCGAACCGGCUUUGGGCCUUAACUGUGUUGGUGGGAAUGCUGCUUCCCUGGUCCUUAAAUUCUUGAGGCAGGGUGGAACUAUGGUUACUUAUGGGGGCAUGUCAAAGAAACCCGUAACAGUACCGACAAGUUCAUUUAUAUUUAAGGAGCUCUCGUUGAGAGGGUUUUGGCUCCAAAAGUGGUUAAGUUCAGAUAAAGCGGAAGAGUGCCAUGGCAUGAUAGAUUAUCUUUUGGGCCUAGCUCGUGAUGAGAAAUUGACAUAUGAGAUGGAGGUUGUACCGUUUGACGAUUUUCAUUCGGCUUUGGAUAAGGCACUGGGAAAGAGAGGAAGCCAACCUAAACAAGUCAUCAAGUUCUAAUGUUUCGGAGGUAAGUUCAUUAAUCCAGAGGGAAGAUGUAAGAAAAGUUCAUGGUAAAACCCCUUCAUCCCGUUAGGGGUUUCCAACUUGUACCUAGUGGAGAUUUAAAAGUUUAAAAAUUAUUAUAUAAAUUUGUUUUAAAAACGAAGGAACAUGUGAAUCUCAUUUCUCUUUCUGAAAUAAAGAUUCGACAAGUACUUUGAAGUUUGAAACAGACAUAAAGUCAAGGUGGAAGAUCCCACUUAGAUAUGGAGUACGAAAUACAGGAUUACCUUAUAC